Messenger RNA from Klebsormidium nitens, 1969 nucleotides. The record is from the annotation of a GenBank genome assembly. NCBI's taxonomy places the organism in Eukaryota, Viridiplantae, Streptophyta, Klebsormidiophyceae, Klebsormidiales, Klebsormidiaceae.
GCCAAAAUCGGAAUUGCUUGCAUUGUGCAAAUGUGCUGCUUCCCAACAUCUCUUCGUCUAGAGCCUGAGCCUGAGGCACAGGUGGAUUGUGAAAAUCUUGAGCAAGUUGAGGUGAAGUUUCAGCCGCCUCUGCACCAGGUGUGCAGCCAUGGCGACGUGUAGCCACAUCGCCUUCCAGCUGUCUCGCUGCCCUCUGCACACCCCACUUCAUUCAACGCAAAAGGGGGCACUCUCGUCUGAGAAAACUUGGUCAUGCGGCCCCGGGCCCGGCGCGCAUCUUGGGAGCGGAAUCUCUUCUUGGAAUGGAGGACACGUUAGUCAAAAGUUGCUCCGUAAACCCUCUACAACAGGGUUGCGAAAACGCAUGGGGCCGUCUUGCAAUGCUGUGGGCAGCCUGCGUGAUCAAGCGACACAAAGGGCGGAGGCGAAUACUCCGGCAGGGAAAGAGGACGAGAGCUGGCUGCAAAAGGUGGCGCGCAGGAUACAGGAGGGACAGGAGCCUGUUGAGGCAGUCCAGGCCCUCCGUGAGUCCUCGGCCGCCUCCCUCCUGUCCCUCCGCAUGCCAACCACGCGCGACGAGCAGUGGCGCUUCACCGACAUUCGGAAGCUCCUUCUGACCGCGGACGUCUGGCCUGCCCCCCCUCACUUCCCCUCCGUUGACAUCUCCCAAUGCACCCUCCCCGAGGCAGACCAAACUCGCAUUGUUCUUGUAGACGGAGUCAUAGCCCCCUCGUUAUCACAUCUGAAUGGCCUUCUGGAUGGGAUCACUGUCGAGCCCCUCGCAACUAGCGCGGCGAGGGAAACUGCAGGGCAGCACCUGGGGUCGCUCGCGGGGCAGGGCCAGGGGGGGCUCGACGUGUUUUCCGCGCUGAACGGCGCUGCGGCGUCGGAUGUUUUGUUGGUCAACAUUCCGGACGGGAAGCAGUUGGAUAAGCCGUUGCACAUCGUGUAUCAUAGUACGGGGUCAGGGGACGGGACGACCCGGCUGGCGAGCCCACGGUUGCUGGUAGUGGCGGGGAAACAUGCGGAGGUAGAGAUUGUGGAGGAGUUCACCGGCGGGGGUGGGGCAUACUGGACGAACGCACUGGCGGAGUUUGUACUGGGAGAGCACUCAAAGGUUUCGCAUACAUACAUCCAGCAGCAGGCAAAGGAGGGCAUUCAUACCAAGCGGACCUAUGUUGCACUGGCGACAAAAGCAGAAUACCGUGCCACAGAAACAGGGUGGGGCGGACGGCUGACCCGCCACAACCUGCACAUCCAGCAGCUUGGCCCCGAGACCGUGACGGACGUGGCGACGUUUUACCUGGCGGGGCGCUCGCAGUUGCACGACCUCCACAGCAGCCUGUAUCUCGACUACCCUCGAGGCCAGAGUAACCAGCUGCACAAGUGCAUCGUCACGCACGCCACCGGUCAUGGUGUUUUUGAUGGCAACGUGCGGGUCAACAAGCUCGCGCAGCAGACGGAUGCGAAUCAGCUCAGCCGGAACCUAUUACUGGCACCCCGAGCGACCGUCAACAUCAAGCCCAAUCUGCAGAUCAUUGCUGAUGACGUCAAGUGCACCCACGGGGCGGCCAUCAGUGACCUGGAGGAGGACCAGCUGUUCUACUUUCAAGCCAGGGGCAUCGACGCGGCGACGGCCAGGAGCGCCCUGGUCUACUCGUUCGGCUGCGAGGUGACGGAUAGACUGAACUUUGAAGGCCUGCGGAACCGAGUUCAAGACGGGAUUCGGCAAGCUCUUAUAUCUGAAGGAGCCCUCGCUUCGAACCUGGGUCCCGCGUAGGUAGCCUUGAAAUGACACUGCUGCUCGUCCUUUGUGUCUGACGCACUUUUUCUGCACAAUAAACACAUUUCACGGCCUUUACUGCACGUCUGCCGGGUCAACUUUGCUCACGAGGUUCUUGGAUUCUCAGCUAAGCCCGCAGACAAGUCUGCAUAGGAUUCUGCCGGUGCUUCAAAUGUUAAGUUCGCG